GGAAACUUGCAAUGGAGUGGAGAAUAUUGGAUAUAUCCAAGUGGAUGGGGAUAUAUAGCCUAUUUGGGAGCGACCAAUUUUUGUUUUCUUAAUCUCAAGGCUUAAUACGUAAUUUUUCAACCCUGGAGCAGUUGGAUAGAAUGGCCUCAGGUGGCGGGGAUGGCCCGGGGAAGGUUACACAGUACCGGGUGGAACACCUCCUCACUGCGGUGGAGAACGAGCUACAGGCGGGCAGCGAGAAGGGCGAUCCCACGGAAAGACAACUCAAAGUCGGCUUGGAUGAGAACGAACUCUGGCAGAAGUUCAAGGAACUCACGAAUGAAAUGAUAGUAACCAAAAAUGGCAGGCGCAUGUUCCCGGUGCUGAAAGUGAAUGUUUCUGGGUUGGAUCCAAACGCCAUGUAUUCGUUCCUGCUGGACUUCGUGGCUGCGGACAACCACCGGUGGAAAUACGUUAAUGGGGAGUGGGUUCCCGGGGGCAAGCCCGAGCCUCAAGCCCCGAGCUGCGCAUACAUCCACCCGGACUCGCCAAACUUCGGGGCGCACUGGAUGAAAGAUCCGGUCUCAUUCAGUAAAGUCAAACUCACCAACAAACUCAAUGGAGGAGGCCAGAUCAUGUUGAACUCAUUGCACAAAUACGAGCCACGUGUCCAUAUCGUGCGAGUCGGAGGGGCGCAGAGAAUGAUCACGAGCCACUCCUUCCCGGAGACGCAGUUCAUAGCCGUCACUGCCUACCAGAACGAAGAGAUAACCGGUCUGAAAAUCAAAUACAACCCGUUUGCCAAGGCCUUUCUGGAUGCUAAAGAAAGACCUGAUCAUAAAGAUGGUAUGGUUGACAGUGGCAACCAGCAGUCAAGCUACUCUCAAUUGAGUGGAUGGUUCAUCCCAGGCCCUCCUUCUAGCCCUCACACCCAGUUUGGGAGCACCUUGUCCCUGUCCUCAUCCCACGGCUGUGACCACUACUCCACUCUGAGAAAUCAUCGCUCUGCUCCCUACAGCAGCCCCUACACCCAUCGAACCACCUCCCCUACUGGUUACUCUGAUAGCUCCUCUGGCUGUCUGUCCAUGCUGCCCUCCCAUGACAACUGGUCCAGUCUGCAGAUUACUUCCCACUCCACGAUGCUGCCCGUGACCCACUGUAGCGCCGCUGGGACGAACUCCAGCCUGUGGUCCGUCAGUAACCCGUCCCUGACCCCUGUCUCCCAGUCUGGGGGGAUAUCCAACAGCUUAGGCUCCCAGUUCCUGCGAGGCCCCAGUGGUAGCCACUAUCCUGGGCUGUCCCACUCUGUCACAGCGCCACCCGGUGGAUCUCCGCUUUAUGACGGCAGCACAGCCACAGAGGUGCAUGAUAGUACGACUCUAUCGCAUUAUGAUACAUCCCCGCACCGUCACACACAACUGACAACAGUAUGGUCUCCUGUUACACCUCCUUCCCUGUAGGGGGCGAGAGACAGACAGUGUAGUACAAUCAAUGGCCAUGUUUUCUGAUAAAAACUUGAUAGCAACAUGGACUGUGAUCUGUAAGCAAACCAAAGGUUUAUUGAGCUUGUGUCUGCUCAUAUUUCUGCUAUUUUCCAUGUGAUAAAUGUCUUCAGCUUUAUCCAUUGAAAGAAGUACACUGAUCCGUGUUGGCUAAUUGUACAUCUAAUGUAUUGUUCAUAGUGUAAAUAUGAUUAUAUUAUCACCUCAGAAUGGAGGUUGACCAUGUAAAUAGAUACCAUAAUGUUGCUGUUUGUUUAUGAAGUUGUCUGAGAAAUUGUUGUAAAUGUUACUGUA
This is a messenger RNA of Coregonus clupeaformis (lake whitefish), 1775 nucleotides long. RefSeq names its product T-box transcription factor T-like. Lineage: Eukaryota; Metazoa; Chordata; Actinopteri; Salmoniformes; Salmonidae. Gene Ontology annotation, molecular function: RNA polymerase II cis-regulatory region sequence-specific DNA binding; DNA-binding transcription factor activity, RNA polymerase II-specific. Gene Ontology annotation, biological process: regulation of transcription by RNA polymerase II; mesoderm formation; somitogenesis. The transcript has 8 exons. Bases 141 to 1439 code for a protein of 432 amino acids. The record is from RefSeq and is a predicted model, not a curated record. Gene Ontology annotation, cellular component: nucleus.